AUGUUCACCCCAAUUCACACCACGCUGGGUGCACUAUUACUAUUCCAAGGCUCGUCCGGCCUGCUCGUACACAACGGCGCCGUCUUUGGUAUCUCCUCUCUUCUAUCCGGGUGCGCCUUCAACCCGAGUCGCGACAAUGUACCGAUCAUUGCGGGCUUGGUAUCCAGCAUUAUGCCAGUGUACUUGUUCGCACCGUCAUUGAUUCCGAGUUAUCCGGCACCACCGACUUCUUUGGCUUCUGCUGUGGCCACGUUGGGAGUGGGCAUAUUAUUGGGAUGGGGUACAAAGAACGGCCGAGGCUGUACUUCCGGACACAUGCUGUGUGGACUUUCUCGUCUCUCCCCCCGCUCGCUGAUUGCGACUGCCGUCUUCUUCGUUACCGCACUCCUCACUGCGAACUUUGUCGGAAGUGGAGCAAACAUCCCGUCGUGUGGUUCAACUCCGUGUUACACACCCAUCUAUCCAUCGGGGUCAGAGUUCGGGUUCAUGGCCGGUGCAGCGUUGUUGGCGGCCAUCACAAAUUUUAUCAUCGUCCCGCGAAAGGCCCGUCGGUCAGAGGAGUCUAGGGUUGCCUUUUCCUAUGUGGCAGGUUUGGAGUUCGGCCUAGGUCUGUUGAUCUCCGGCAUGGCAGACUCAGCGAAGGUGCUCAGGUUCUUUGCUUUCUUGACCGAUCCCUCCCGUUUCGAUCCGUCGCUGGCGCUCAUCAUCCUGUUCGGCAUUGGGCCAUCUCUCUUCACUUUCCUGACCGAGAAACCAGGCCAGGGGCAUGAAAAGGGCAAGCCUGCUGCAAAGCCCACCCUUGCCGAGGAAUGGAAGCUCCCCACAGCAACGGUGGGUGAUAUCAACUGGCGAUUUGUUGCUGGUGCUGCUUCGUUCGGGCUUGCUUGGGGACUGAGGGGCGUUUGCCCAGGUCCAGCAAUUCUGCGAGCAGUUCUUCAACCCACUUGGGGAUUGGCGACAAUGGCCGGUUACCUGUUUGGCAACCUCUUCUGA
This is a messenger RNA of Penicillium bovifimosum, 993 nucleotides long. RefSeq names its product YeeE/YedE family protein. The transcript has 2 exons. Gene Ontology annotation, cellular component: plasma membrane. Bases 1 to 993 code for a protein of 330 amino acids. The record is from RefSeq and is a predicted model, not a curated record. Lineage: Eukaryota; Fungi; Ascomycota; Eurotiomycetes; Eurotiales; Aspergillaceae.